AUGCCCCUGCUGCCCAGCGUCUUGUGCCUGGCAGGCCUGCUCUUCUGGGCAGGCCAGACAGCAAACACCUUGAUGAUGCCCAAUGCCACCCUGGAGCUGGCCCAGCCCGAGGUCACAGCCGUGAGGCCCCUGACCAGCCUAGGGGUGCCCAGGUACCGCCGGAAGUGCCACAUCUCUGCCCGGGACAUGAUGCCUUUGGAUUAUCACAACCAUAUCUGGGCCAGCACGUAUCCACCUGCUACCAACAUGGAGUACAUGGUCUGGGAUGAGCGGCUGACCAGGUCUGCUGAGGCCUGGGCCACCCAGUGCAUCUGGGCCCAUGGGCCCUCGCAGCUGAUGAGAUACGUGGGCCAGAACCACUCCAUCCACUCUGGCCGGUACCGCUCCGGGGUAGAGCUCAUGAAGUCUUGGUCUGAGGAGAAGCGGCAUUAUUUGUUUCUGGCCCCUAGCGACUGUAACCCACACUGCCCCUGGUGCUGCAGCGGCCCUGUCUGCUCCCACUAUACCCAGGUUGUCUUCGCAUCCUCCCACCCGCUGGGCUGUGCCAUCCACACCUGUGGCAGCAUCAACGUGUGGGGCAGCACUUGGCGUCGGGCAGUGUAUCUGGUCUGCAACUACGCCAUUAAGGGCAACUGGAUCUGGGAGGGACCAUACAAGAUGGGGAGGCCGUGUUCCGCCUGCCCCUCCAGUUACAGAGGCAGCUGCAGUAGCAACAUGUGCUUCUUUGGCCUCAAAUCCAACAAGCUCCUGUGA
Messenger RNA from Trichechus manatus latirostris (Florida manatee), 753 nucleotides. RefSeq names its product R3H domain containing like (gene R3HDML). The record is from RefSeq and is a predicted model, not a curated record. NCBI's taxonomy places the organism in Eukaryota, Metazoa, Chordata, Mammalia, Sirenia, Trichechidae.